Mya arenaria is the source of this 5852-nucleotide messenger RNA. RefSeq names its product tetratricopeptide repeat protein 24-like. The transcript is spliced from 14 exons. NCBI's taxonomy places the organism in Eukaryota, Metazoa, Mollusca, Bivalvia, Myida, Myidae. Gene Ontology annotation, molecular function: protein binding. The record is from RefSeq and is a predicted model, not a curated record. Bases 134 to 2713 code for a protein of 859 amino acids.
UGCCAACUAAAAACAGGUUAAUAUUUUUAAUGAAAGACCUCUUAGUCAUUUUAUAUAUUUACCUCCUGAACGCUUCCUGAAGUUAUGCUCCUUUCAAAAUAAUAUUCGACAAUAUAAGCCUUUUCAAGCCAAUAUGAAGAUGGAACAGCUUCAGUUUGAGACUUCCAAUCUUACCUCUGAGAUUGGGUAUCUUGCCUUAGAGGGCAAAAAAUUUCAUGAUGAAAGAAACUUCACUGAGGCAAUAAAGUGCUAUGACAAAGCCUAUCAGCUGUCAAGAGAACUGAAUGUGGAUGAAGUAGAAAGGACAUGUGCGUUUAAUCUUGGUGCAGUGUUUAUAGCGGAGGGGCAGGUAGAGACUGGUCUGAGCUACCUUCACAAAGCUACUCCCCCUGAGGGACAGAGUGAUGCAAGGUGUAACGGUGACUUAUACUUCAACAUAGGCUUAGGACAGGAAAAACUCGGUGAUGAGGCCAAAGCAUUGGAAAACUAUGAAAAAGCAUUUAAGAGAUACAAAGCAUAUGAAAGUGGAAACACAGAACUUUUAAAUCAGUGCUUUGAUAAAUGUGUGUAUUUAUUUGUGAAGUGGAAGAGACAUGUUGAUGCAUCUCGGCUCUGCCAGGAGAUGGCUGAUGUGUAUGACAUGAACAAUGACCAUUUGCACAGGGCUGAGAAGCUGUGUGAGAAGGCGGACUACUUGAGACGUGGCACAGGUGUGGAACAGGGUGACAUUCUUAAGGCUGCUGAGGAGUGUAUGAAUGUAAUAAACAGUUCCCACCCACAGGGAACGGACUGUCACUUGGCAGGGAAGGUGCUGAAUGACCUUGGUCUGGUGUUUACGCAGGUUCAGGAGUACAACCAUGCAACCACCUGUUUUGAGAAGGCUCAUGAAAUGAUACAGAUGUCACACACUUCAAACAACCAGCUGAGGGCUGUUAUACUGCAGAAUCUUGGGGCAGCCUAUAAUUUCACUUGUGAUUUCCAGCGUGCCAUCAAGUAUCAUGAGGAUGCAGCUGACAUAUAUGCGAAGAUUAAGUACCGUAAUGGUCAAGGUCAGUGUUAUACAAACCUUGCAUUCGCUCACAGUCAGUUGGGAAACAUGAAGGACGCUGAAGUGGCCUUUAACCAUGCCCUGCUGGCAGCCAAAGAUACAGAUGACAAGCAUAUGAAAUGGCAAGCGUUUGAAGGACUUGGUGCUGUCAAUUUCAACAUGGGUGAGCUGAAGAGGGCCCAGAAGUAUUUUAUAUCUGCACUGAAGAAUGUUGAGAACAACCCUGUGUCACAGGAUCGGAUUGAGACCAAGCUGGAGCAGGUGAUCCAGGCAGAGGUGUCAGGGUUUGUGCCAAUGUCUGGGAGAUAUUCUUCUCGACCGGGUUCAGUGCAGGGUGUGCCCGUAUCCCAGGCUGCCCAUUUAGGGUACAUGCAGACCCAUGGACCUCCAGAGGAGCACACACAGAUGGGCUCCACACCGCGCAGUCUGAGCGCUCUUGAACAGCAGAUUAUCCCAAGACAUGCGGACCGUAUGCUAUUGGCUGCCCCUCCUGCCAUGUCUCGCAUACAGGAGCAACAGAAACCCAGGAACCGAAAAAUAGCAAUCAGAAAGAAGGACUCGUAUGGUCCACAUAUUCCAAAAGUACAUCGGGGCCUGGCAACCAUUGACAGCUUUCCCACAGGGGGGUUCAUGUAUGGAGACAGUACCCCACCAAUCUCGGGUCGUGCAUCGUCUAUGAGGCAGUCUACAGGACACCGGCUGACUCUGAGUGAGGAGAGUGAGUCAUAUAGUUCCUCGUCUGAGGAUGAUGAGGAGAGCAGCGAGGAGACUGAGGAGUCUAACCCAGAAAAUGAGCAAGAUCAGAGGCGAGGUCCUGUUAAUGAUCAUAAGAUUCAAGAGAUAUUUGCCAAAAGGGCCGAAAUCGUCAAAACCAGCACUACUAGCGUGCAACACAACCUAACCCCAGUGAAGGAGGAUGACAGCCUGAUGAAAUACCGGAAAGCUAUUGAAGAAAGAGAUGAAGAGGAGGACACUUCUGAAAGUGAUUCUAAUUCUGAGACAACCGAUAGUUCCUCAAGUGAGAUUGAUGGUGAUGGUGAUGAUGAUGUUGACCAUGUUAAUCAAGCACAGCUCGGUCAAAUACAGAGGCCCCCACCCCCGCCGACCCAGUCACCUCUGCACACUGGCACCCAGGGCACGUACCUGCAACCUGCCUACAAACACAUUAACUCUGAUUAUCCCUCGUUUCCCCAUAGUGAUGGCCAGCAGCCCACAACCACCCCUGUGAGGCAGAGCACAGAGGACAGCAGUGAGGACAGUGAAGGAUCCGACCCAAUUGAGAAAGACGAUGAUCCAUCUUACGCUUCCAUUAAGUCUGUUAAUGAAAAACACCAGCAUCCACCUAGCUCUGCAGGUAAUGACCAUAACAAAGGUAGAAGGAAGGAAAGCAGGAUACGGUCACAAAAUUUCUUUGAAAGUGAGUCUACUCAAAGUGACGGAAGUGAUCCUCAAUCAGGGCGCUAUAGAGGCGAUGACAUCAUCAGGAAAAUGGAAGGAAUGAGUUCACAUGCAGAUGUCAGUGGUUUGGAAAAGAUGCCACGGGGACAGAGGGAGCAGUUUUUACUUCACGAACAUCAGCGCAGACAGCAGGCUGAGACACCACCAGAUCUACCACCCCGACAAACAGAGGGCAACAUCAAGUCCAAGGGCUGUGUCAUCAUGUAGUCGGCAUUGUAGUGACUUGCCAAUUGAAGUAAAGGAGGCCAAGAAGUUAUAGGCAUGUUAGAUCAUGUAGUACUUAUCAUAGUGACAACCUACUCCAGACAUGGUAAAGAACUAUGAAGAAGGCCUCUGCGACAUGUAUCAUAUAGUGAUUAUAGUCUACUUAUUAGUACAUGCACCAUUAGGGUCUUACAGACCCAUCAUUUGUCUGAGUGGAUGGCAGGUGUCAUUAUUUACUCUACUUCAUCUCAGCCUUGAUCAUCAGAGGGCAGCAAGGCUAUGGACAGUGUCGAGUCUGAUUUCAAUAAUGCACAGAACCCCACGGAUUUUGUAAGCAAGAUUACCGGUAUAGUACCCUUUAACAGAAAGAGUCCCUGCCACCAGGUCUGCUCACUAGAAGACAAAGGCAAACAUGUGAAUAAUCAUCAGGUUAAACAGUUCCAUAUGGCCUACUGAUACAGUCAAUGUUUUUGAAUAUUGACAGAUAACAAACUAAGGUCCCUAUCUUAACUAUGUAUUUGCAUGAUUGAUGACUAAAAAUUAAACUCAUUCUCAUUCAAAUGUUGUAUUUGUGAAAACAAAUCUUAACCGCAGUUUGUUUGUGACAGACUAUGGUCUGUUACAUGCAAUACAUUUUAUGACAACAUUUCUGGUGGAAUUAUUUGAGACAGUAUCUUUUACAUCUGUUAUUAAUCACAGACAUCAUCCAUUUGCAUGUAAAGUAUCUUUUUUUAGACGUAAUUUUUGCCAUUUAUAUGAAGACUCCUUGCCUUAUUUAAAAUCAUAACUAUGACGUAUCACCUUUGUUUUGAGUGGGGUUUUUUACAUGCCAACUAUUUAAGUAAACUUUUUGUCUGCUUUGUAUCCCUACCACCAUUUUGGGAAAUAUUUCUAAGGAAUUUAUAUUAUUAUUAUUAUAUAUCAGACUUUUAAAGCGCUCUUCAUAUAUACAAUAAACAUUCAAAAGCACUGGAUAUUAUAUCAAUGAUAUUAUACAAAAAUAAAACUAUCAAAAGACAUGAACUGUCAUACUGAUAUUAUCUUGGUGAUAAAAGUACAUGCAUAUAUAUAAAGAAUUUCUGUGAUAUUCCUGUCCUACAAUCAAAGAACAGAUGAUGCUCAAAUGAAACGUGUUUUGCAUUUUGUAUGUACUGUUUCUUAUUAUGUACUUGAGUGAGCCUAGAAACAUUUUACUGUAUUUUUGUCUUGCUAUUAUAGUUUAUUAACUUACUUUGCCAAUGAGUUUCUCUGUGUUAGCCGUAGAAGAAACGGUCUUAUUAGAUCAUCACAAGGCUUAGUCUGCAACACCGCAAUAGAGACUUUGUGCGCUGUUGUCAUCAUCAUAAUAAUAAGAUUUCUUUAUGUGUUGACAGAGAUGUUGUACUAGAGCUAUACUUAUUUCUCAUCAUCUUUUCAUUGCGCACGAAUAUAUAAACAGUUGGUUGUGCUUAAAACUUAUUAUUUGUAAGAAAACGACACCUUAAUAAGAGAGCAAGACUUGGGUUGUAUUAUGUAUGUCUGCUGGGAUUGUGUUUGCCUGUGUUGGUAAGUCCUUUGUUCUUAACUGUUAUUUUAUGUCUCAUGAACGAAUCUCCAUCAUGCUAAAAGAUAUGUAAGUCAGGAAGGGGAUGUUGGUUGAAUAACUGAAAAUUGUUCUGGUUUUGGUCCUUCUAUUCAUAAGUAAAACAUGAAUUUCGGACCAUUGGGCUUUUUGUAACAUAGCUUUGUUUUGUGUUUGCCUUUGGGGAAAUGUUGCAAUCACACCUGUUUACUACUGAUUAUCAUUCUGAUGCAGGUUAUCAAUUUUGUAAUUCUGUAUUUUGAAAAUUAUACCUAUUUGCAAGUAGUCAUUUUUGCAUAUCUAUUGCAUUGAACUUGUUGCUAGUAGAAACUAUUUAAAUGUUAUUUUAAAAAAUGUUGCCAUAAUUCGUUUAACCUCGAGAUACUCAGAUAGGGGUUUCUAGUAUACCUAGAAAAGCUUUAUUACAAACUAUGUAGUAAGAAAGCUUCCAUUUUAGAAUUUGCAGUUUAUUAGAAUUUAAUUGCAUGUGAUAAACAGUUUCUGUAAAUCCUGAUCACAGUCAUGUUACAAGCAUCAUAUAUGUUCCAUAAUAUACAAGUAUACAGGUGGUUCUCAAAAUGUUAUAUUUUUAUUCAUAUUUUAUUUUGAUUUCUUGUCUCAAUUUCAAUUGUAUUAAAAAUAAUUAGUUUUUAUAUAUUAGUAAUGUUAAAGCCUUGUAGGUGCAGGUGGUAAACUGGUAUGAUAAAUGUUGUCAACUCUGUAGAUAUCUUGUACAUGCAGGUGGUAAACUGGUAGGUUAACGCUUGUCAACUCUCUGAUAUUUUGUACAUGCAGGUGGUAAACUGGUAUGUUAACGCUUGUCCACUCUGUAGAUAUCUUGUACAUGCAGGUUGUAAACUGGGAGAUUAACGCUUGUCCACAUAUUGUACAUGCAGGUGGUAAACUGGUAUGUUAACGCUUGUCAACUCUGUAAAUAUCUUUUACAUGCAGGUGGUAAACUGGGAUGUUAACGCUUGUCAACUCUGUAGAUAUCUUGUACAUGCAGGUGGUAAACUGGUAUGUUAACGCUUGUCAACUCUGUAGAUAUCUUGUAGAUGCAGGUGGUAAACUGGUAUGUUAACGCUUGUCCACUCUGUAGAUAUCUUGUACAUGCAGGUGGUAAACUGGUAUAUUAACGCUUGUCAACUCUGUAGAUAUCUUGUACAUGCAGGUGGUAAACUGGUAUGAUAACGCUUGUCAACUCUGUAGAUAUCUUGUACAUGCAGGUGGUAAACUGGUAUGUUUACGCUUGUCCACUCUGUAGAUAUCCUGUACAAGCAGGUUUUAAACUGGUAUGUUAACGCUUGUCCACUCUGUAGAUAUCUUGUACAUGCAGGUGGUAAACUUUCAUGUUUACGCUUGUCCACUCUGUAGAUAUCUUGUACAUGCAGGUGGUAAACUGGUAUGUUAUGCUUGUUCACUCUGUAGAUAUCUUGUACAUGCAGGUGGUAAACUGGUAUGUUAAUGCUUGUCAUCUCUGUAGAUAUCUUGUAUAUACAGUGGCAUGUAUGUGAAAGCACAUUGUGAUAGCUUAUUAGACGUUAUUAUGUAAUAAUUUGAUUGUUAUUAUUAAAAAGGGCA